AAAUAUUUAGCAAGAGAGAGGAAAAGGACGAAAAGAAUGUCUGUUGAUCAAUACUGGAGGGAUUCCAAGUUGCGUUAUUGCCUCGUUAAUGGCAUCUAUUUGAACGCAAAUGACUCUAACGAACUUGUUAAGGUAUUAUGCUAAUCGGUUGGAAGUACAUCAACGGCACUCUCAAGGAAGGUUAAGUUUGGGCUGGAUACUAUGUCGAAACUCAAGCCCGUAGCUGGACCCGAUUAUCUUUUCCUACUGCUCGCUCAACAUUGAACUCGCGAUGAAUACGUGUUUCCCACUGAAGAUGAUCAACAUGAUGUAGCUACAAUAAUGCUGUUUCAACCUACACGGGAGAUAACCCUGUAGAGUUUGUUCACUCGUCGAUGGGUAAAGCUAGUAAAGAUCUUUUCGGCGGAGAAACUGCGAGCAGGAAGCGGCCUGCGAAGUUCAUGCAUAAUGACUUUGGCGGCCAGAUUGCUUUCGACGAUGAUGUUUCUGAAUACAACGAUGAUAAUCCCGACAACAGAAUGGAUUAUCGAGGCGAUCCUGACAACGGGUAUGAGAGGUAGACGAUACCUGUCUGUGAAAAAGGGUGGACGGCGGCUAUACUGUGGAGACUGGGAAGCUCACAGCAGCUCUACAUGGAUGCUUAAUAUGGUAAAUCCUGAGAAACAAUAAGAAGGUACAAAGCAUCCAUUUGCCUCUGGAUACGAAGCCUAAAGGCGAAGAUCUUCUAGCCAUGGAACUUCAUUUACAAUGUCAUAAAGGGGUUGACAAGAACUUAAGCAUACAUACCCGAUAUCCCAUAUCCUUGAUCGCGCGAUUCACGUUAACGAUCCUUGUGCAUGGCUAUGAAUCCGUCGAGCCCUUUUUUAGCACGGAUUUAUACAGUCAGAAUAGGAAGGCUAUGAAGGUCCACUGGAAGUCCGAGUGGCUCAAAGUACAGAUCUUUGGAAGCUCGGCUUGCUCCGCUACCUAAGACAGAACCAAUGACCUACUCAACUUACAUAUUUUUAUAUUGAUCGUCUAGGAAUAGACUCUGGCUUUGAGCAUAAGCUCACCAACUAAUUUUUCGAAGUGGCACUGCAAAUGCUAUCAACAUUACGUAUCUUGGGCUGACUGUUCCAAUUUGAACUAA
This is a messenger RNA of Sclerotinia trifoliorum, 1129 nucleotides long. Lineage: Eukaryota; Fungi; Ascomycota; Leotiomycetes; Helotiales; Sclerotiniaceae. The record is from the annotation of a GenBank genome assembly.